UAACAGUACAGUGCUGCCUCCCCGCACAAGCAGGUGCUCGAUGACAUGUUGCCUUUGAGUUAACGUUACCCUGUAUUUGCAGUAUUUUUCGGAGCUCUCCAUAGGCUCUGAGAGACCCUGGACGACUUUGUGUGAAAUGUGCUGGUAGUUUUAUUCACUUUUGUAACGUUAGACAUGGAGCCUCCGGAUUUCGAAGCCCUGAAUUUCACGGCGGAACCAGUAGCGGCAGCGCACCCGAUAUGUGAGGAAUGGAGAGGCACCCCGGAGGGCUCCGUGUUCCACCUCGCCAAUAUUUUCCUUUUCCUUGGCUUCAUGGGCGGCAGCGGCUUUUAUGGACUCCUCUACCUGUUCACCUUUCUGACUCUGGGCUUCUUCUGCUCCACUAUUUGGGCAUGGUCGGACUCCUGCACAACGGACUCUUUCCUGUGGAGUUUCGCACUCUUCGGGGUGUGUUUGGGACAAGUCCUGCAUGUUUCCUAUCGUCUGAGAAGCGUCUCCUUCGAUAAUGAAUUCCAGGAGAUUUACAACUGUAUGUUUAAAAAACUGGGAGUGUCGCUCACACUUUUUGGGAAGAUAGUGGCGUGCUGUGACGGAGACAUCCAGACCAUAGAGAGGGACCACUGCUUCGCCAUAGAGGGAAAAACCGCUAUUGACAAGCUGUCGGUGCUCCUGUCUGGCAGAAUCCGUGUGACAGUUAAUGGAGAGUUUCUGCACUACAUCUACCCUUUCCAGUUUCUGGAUUCACCUGAGUGGGACUCUCUCAGACCAUCAGAGGAGGGUGUAUUCCAGGUGACCCUGCAUGCUGACAACCCCUGUCGAUACGUGGCGUGGAGGAGGAAGAAACUCUAUCUGCUUUUCGCCAAGCAUCGCUACAUAGCUAAGAUCUUUGCCCUGGUUGUGCGCAAUGACAUUGCAGAGAAGCUGUACUCCCUCAACGACAAGGCUUACGACGAGUCCGGGCACCGCUAUGAUCUCCGCUUACCGAGUUACAUACCAGGGACCGAAUUAGAAAAGGCAGAUGUCUUCCUGCAAGUGCCGGUGCAGGGGGCAAAGACUGCCUGAACGCACGCACACACACACGCACACACACACGCACACGCACACGCACACGCACACGCACACGCACACACUGCUCCAAGCCAUAAACAUGAAGAGCCCUAGCUUGCAUCUUGCAUUUAAGUGUCACUUCAGUGCAAUUAAAAACGCAGCAAAUGGCCGCAGGUCAUUUGCUGCAUGUCAGGUCCGCUGCGUCGAGGAGGUCCGCUGCGUCGAGGAUUAAACCUCUAUACUGUAUAUGGGCGCCGGCUCUACCAACUGAGCUAUCCGGGCGCCCAGAAUGCUGUUUAAGAUUAUUUUUUGUGGGCUUUUUGUUAUUAGAUAGUGUAUAUAGAUAGGAAAGGGGAGGGGAUGACACGCAGCAAAGGGAAGUGGGUUGAAUCACCUAUAGGCACUUUUACCCCAAAAAAUGAUAGUGUGCUUAGUUCAUUUGUUGUUUGACUCUGUGUGGUUUCAAUCAUAUACUGGAGCAGAACACAACAGAUCUUUACUACUUCACAGACAGGCGUCUCGCAUUUUGGCGUUGUCAGUCUCAGCCACGCAACAAUAAAAUAAAACGCCUAAGGCUUUGACUGAGGAGCUGAUUCGUCAUUAUCCACAGAAAACGUAGAGAAUUUAACUGAGGAGAGUUUGUGAGUGUUUGUGUGUAUUGAAAUGGUUUUAGGCUCAGAUUAUCCUGUUAAACAUCCACGCUUUGUCAACUUUAUGUUUUUUAGAGAACCAUUAAAAGCUUCAAUUAAAAGCAGCUACUUUUGAUGUUUAAGUACAUUAUGAAUGUAUAACCUUGUCAAAUGAACAGGAGGCUGCAGAUGUCCUGUAGUGUGUAUUAUUGACAGAUUAGAUCAGUGCCUAUUGUUAAUGUAACAUUGUGCAGAUGUGAAACGGAGAUGUGUAAAUAGGCUUAUUGUGUCUAUAUUGGACUGUACAAAUAAAUUAUACUUUAUUUUA
Molecule: messenger RNA, 2004 nt
Organism: Sander lucioperca (pikeperch)
Lineage: Eukaryota; Metazoa; Chordata; Actinopteri; Perciformes; Percidae
Gene: popdc3
Product: popeye domain containing 3
Exons: 3
Coding region: 175-1062 (295 amino acids)
Cellular component (GO): sarcolemma
Molecular function (GO): cAMP binding
Source: RefSeq, a predicted model, not a curated record